AUGCCGUCCAUUCGAGUCGACGACACUGCUUCCGCCCCGGCCAUCGCUGACAGCUCCCACUUCAACGGAAUCUACUUUUCCACGGACGGCACCAACGACGCACAACGUGACCGCACAAACGACCGUCCAGCCACUUCUCUCAACAUCUCGCACACUCGCUCUCGCGCCGCCACCCCACCCACUCCUCUCAACCCACGCGCUCCAGAGUUUAUCCCUUCGUACAAGCACCCAAACUCCCCUCGUGCAGACGCGUCCGUCGAUGGCCUCGAACCUUUCCAUCAGCACGUCAUUGACGGGGUGGUAAUUCGCAUGACCCCCGACAAGGGCUGGGGCGUCUUUACAUGCAACGCACUCAAGCGAGGCACCCUCAUCAUCAAAGAACCGCCUCUCAUCGCCAUCGCCACCGACUCGCCUUCCGAUGCCUGGCUCCCUUACUGCCGCCUCGGCAAGAACAAGACAAAGGUAUACGACAGUCUCCAUUCCUACGCCAACCCCGGUCUUGCCCUUGAACAGCUAAGCCGACAAUAUCUCCUCGAACUUGACGACUUUGUCGAGGGCGAGGAGUACGUCAACGCCCUGGUCGCCGAGCACGUACGCGUCAUGAGCAUCUUCGCCGUCAAUCAGAUGUCCAUCACGCCCACCGGCCGCGGUGUCUUCGCCAACACCUCCCGCCUCAAUCACUCCUGUGUGCCCAACGCGUAUGCCUGCUGGAACCCCACGCAGCAGCAAAUGACCGUCUACGCCAUCCGCGACAUCCUCCCCGGCGAAGAACUGUGCGUGAGCUACAGCGACGGCGACGCCCAAUUCGCAAUCAGCAUAAUCCGGCAGGAACAGCUCGGCUGGCUCUACAACUUCCGCUGCACCUGUCCCGCCUGCGAAGACCAAACCGGCGCGUCCGACGCGAGACGCGAACUCAUGACGCGCCUCGUCUGGGGCCUGGACAAUUACGACAACGGCAACAUCUUCACCAGCCACCCCUACAUCCCCGCCGAACCCAUCUACGCCCUCCGCCAAGCGCAAGACCUCGUCUCCCUCUUACUGCAAGAAGGCCUCUUCGACACCGAGCUGUCGAAAGCGUACCGCCGUGCAUCAGGCUACGCGCUCGAUCUUCGUGAUUUCCAGACGGCGCUGAAGCACGCGUACCACGAGAAGGACAACGAGAGGUGCUGUCUGGGUGCGAUGAUUGAUGAUCUCCGUCGGACUGGCAGCGCGUCGGAGUGCUGGCUUGAGGUGAUCUACGAUGUUAUCAUGCGGGAGCAGGGGCUGGAGGCGGUUACGAGGUACCGCACUAAGGCACGAGGGAUCAAGAAGCGGAUCUAUAAGAAGGCGACCAAGGCCGUGCGUAAGAUGGCGGCAAGCGCUAAGAACGGGAACGCUUCUCACUAG
This is a messenger RNA of Neohortaea acidophila, 1386 nucleotides long. RefSeq lists its product as uncharacterized. The coding region runs from base 1 to 1386 and encodes 461 amino acids. Gene Ontology annotation, molecular function: protein binding. Lineage: Eukaryota; Fungi; Ascomycota; Dothideomycetes; Mycosphaerellales; Teratosphaeriaceae. The transcript has a single exon. The record is from RefSeq and is a predicted model, not a curated record.